This is a messenger RNA of Saccharomyces cerevisiae S288C, 183 nucleotides long. RefSeq lists its product as uncharacterized. The record is from RefSeq and is marked reviewed. The transcript has a single exon. NCBI's taxonomy places the organism in Eukaryota, Fungi, Ascomycota, Saccharomycetes, Saccharomycetales, Saccharomycetaceae. Gene Ontology annotation, cellular component: membrane. The coding region runs from base 1 to 183 and encodes 60 amino acids.
AUGUUCGAUAGUUCUAUCGAACGAGUGACUCUGGAACUAUGCUUCCAUAUAACUCUUAGCAUUAUGUGUGGCUGUAGUAUCUACUUUCUGCUUCUUGUGUUUAUUCUAACUUUUUAUUCGUCGGUUUUGUUACAUCUUAAAUUGUAUUUCUUUAGUUCUGACCGAGCCAUAUUUAAUGCAUAG